CAGGACUGGUAUUGCUGUCACUUGUAAAGCCAAAAAACCUGAGCUGAUGGCAGCAGAUGCUGCCGUUUCAGUUUCUUUUUGUCUAUUGAAAGUUUGUCCAGCAUUUUCAACUCUUUGUACUCUAAUUACAGAAUAUAUUUUCUGUAAGUCUUGAUCAAGCAAUACAAAUGUGCUGCAAUGGUGACAUAAACUAUUGACUGAGACUGGGAAAGCAGCUGAAACACCAUCUUUUCAUUUACCUGUUAUGGUACAUCAACUGGAAUAGUCAAGAAAAAAUAUACACAACAUGAGUUUUAUCAUGAAGCUUCACAGACAUUUUCAAAGGACAGUGAUUCUGCUUGCCACUUUUUGUGUGGUGAGCAUUAUUAUUUCUGCUUACUAUCUGUACAGUGGCUACAAACAGGAAAAUGAACUCUCUGAGAUGGUUUCAGAAGUAGACUGCAGUGACCUCCAACACCUACCCUAUCGGCUAAUGGAGGUGAAGACAACAAAGCUCUUUGAUGCCUCGAGGACAGAUCCCAUAGUCCUGGUGUUUGUAGAAAGCCAGUACUCAGCCCUUGGUCAAGACAUAGUUAUGAUUCUAGAAUCAAGCAGAUUCCAAUAUCACAUUGAAAUUGCUCCUGGAAAAGGAGAUCUCCCAGCACUUAUAGACAAAACUAAAGGCAAAUAUAUUCUCAUUAUUUAUGAGAAUAUUUUAAAGUAUAUAAACAUGGACUCUUGGAAUCGAAGCCUUCUAGAUAAAUACUGUGUAGAAUAUGGUGUGGGUGUUAUUGGAUUCCACAAAACUAGUGAGAAGAGUCUACAGAGCUUUCAGUUAAAAGGUUUCCCUUUUUCCAUAUAUGGAAACCUUGCAGUAAGAGAUUGUUGUAUUAAUUCUCAUUCUCCAUUGCUUCGUGUGACCAAGUCUUCAAAGGUCGAAAAAGGUUCUUUACCUGGAACUGACUGGACAGUUUUUCAGAUUAAUCACUCAGCUUACCAACCAGUAAUAUUUGCCAAAGUAAAGACACCAGAAAACUUUUCACCUCCCAUCUCUAAAGGUGCUUUUUAUGCCACUAUCAUACAUGACCUGGGGCUUCAUGAUGGAAUUCAGCGAGUUCUCUUUGGCAACAACUUAAACUUUUGGCUGCACAAGCUCAUCUUCGUAGAUGCCAUCUCCUUCUUGUCAAGGAAGAGACUGACACUGUCCUUGGACAGGUACAUCCUCGUGGAUAUUGAUGAUAUAUUUGUGGGGAAGGAGGGAACAAGAAUGAACACCAAUGAUGUUAAGGCCCUGCUUGAUACUCAGAAUCUUUUACGUGCACAAAUCACAAAUUUUACAUUCAACCUGGGAUUUUCAGGGAAAUUUUACCAUACAGGAACUGAAGAGGAAGAUGAAGGGGAUGACUGUCUGUUGGGAUCUGUGGAUGAGUUCUGGUGGUUUCCUCACAUGUGGAGUCAUAUGCAGCCCCACCUCUUUCAUAAUGAGUCAUCUUUGGUGGAGCAGAUGAUUCUCAACAAAAAGUUUGCCUUAGAGCAUGGCAUUCCUACUGACAUGGGCUAUGCAGUAGCCCCACACCAUUCAGGUGUCUACCCUGUACAUGUGCAGCUUUACGAAGCUUGGAAGAAAGUUUGGAAUAUUAAAAUCACCAGCACUGAAGAAUAUCCACAUCUGAAACCAGCUAGAUAUCGGAGGGGCUUCAUCCACAAAAACAUCAUGGUUCUUCCAAGACAGACCUGUGGCCUUUUCACUCACACAAUUUUCUACAAAGAAUAUCCAGGAGGCCCUAAAGAGCUGGACAAAAGUAUUCAAGGAGGUGAACUUUUCUUCACAGUCGUACUCAACCCAAUCAGUAUUUUCAUGACCCAUUUGUCCAACUAUGGGAACGACCGACUGGGAUUAUAUACAUUUGUUAAUCUGGCCAACUUUGUACAGACCUGGACCAACCUGCGUCUUAAGACUCUGCCUCCAGUGCAACUAGCUCAAAAGUAUUUUGAGCUGUUUCCUGAUCAGAAAGAUCCUCUCUGGCAGAAUCCAUGUGAUGACAAACGCCACAGAGACAUUUGGUCUAAAGAAAAAACCUGUGACCGCUUACCAAAAUUCUUGGUAAUAGGACCGCAGAAAACUGGUACCACUGCUUUGUAUUUGUUCCUGGUUAUGCAUCCUUCCAUCCUUAGUAACUCCCCCAGCCCAAAAACCUUUGAGGAGGUACAGUUCUUUAAUAGAAAUAACUACCACAGGGGGAUUGAUUGGUACAUGGAUUUCUUUCCAGUUCCAUCUAAUGUCACCACUGACUUUCUGUUUGAGAAGAGUGCAAAUUACUUUCACUCAGAGGAAGCUCCUAAAAGAGCUGCUUCCCUUGUCCCCAAAGCCAAGAUCAUCACCAUUCUCAUUGACCCAUCAGACCGAGCAUAUUCCUGGUAUCAGCAUCAGCGAUCACAUGAAGACCCUGCAGCUCUGAAGUUUAGCUUCUAUGAAGUCAUCUCUGCCAGGCCCCAUGCACCCUCAGAACUCAGAACCUUGCAAAAGAGAUGUUUGGUUCCCGGGUGGUAUGCCAGUCACAUCGAGAGAUGGCUUGUUUAUUUUCCCCCUUUUCAGUUGCUAAUUAUUGAUGGGCAGCAGCUAAGAACUGAUCCAGCUACAGUGAUGGAUGAAGUUCAGAAGUUUCUAGGAGUCUCUCCUCACUAUAAUUACUCAGAAGCUUUAACAUUUGAUUCUCAUAAGGGCUUCUGGUGUCAGUUACUGGAAGAAGGUAAAACAAAAUGCCUAGGAAAGAGUAAAGGAAGAAAAUACCCUCCAAUGGAUUCUGAUAGCAGAGCGUUUCUGUCAAGCUACUACAGAGAUCACAACGUGGAACUCUCAAAGCUGCUGCACAAACUGGGGCAGCCUCUGCCAUCCUGGCUGAGACAGGAGCUGCAGAAAGUCAGAUAGCACUGAGAAAAACUUCUUGAGAAUUCAUCUUCCAUGUAAUAACACACACCUUUUCCAAAGUUUCAAGAGCUACCAAAAGGCUAUCAAAAUAUAUACCUCUUCAAGCAAGAAAAAGAACAAAGUUCCUUCCAUGUGCUGGCAUGUGGAUGAUUAGGGAAAGAAAAAAAUACCUGUUAUAAGCCUUGAGUUCUGUGGCCCUCCUCGAAACCCAUACCUGAGCCUGUGGGAUUACUGUAGAUUACUGUGCACUCAUGUGGAAGUCAGUAGCAAUCAACCUGCAUAACAAAUACAAAUGCAAAAUGUUCAUUUCAUAGUAACAUUUACACUUUUGUAUAUCAACUAAGAUUGAGUCUGUACAUUUUUAGAUCACUGUUUUCCUGUACAUUUUCUUAUACUUUGAUUUUAUAACGUGUCCUACAAACAAGAACUAAAAUAAA
Molecule: messenger RNA, 3345 nt
Organism: Fukomys damarensis (Damara mole-rat)
Lineage: Eukaryota; Metazoa; Chordata; Mammalia; Rodentia; Bathyergidae
Product: N-deacetylase and N-sulfotransferase 3
Exons: 14
Coding region: 287-2908 (873 amino acids)
Cellular component (GO): Golgi apparatus
Molecular function (GO): heparan sulfate N-sulfotransferase activity; deacetylase activity
Source: RefSeq, a predicted model, not a curated record